AUGUGUGAUCUGUGGAUUGGUUGCUAUCAUGUUUUCGUUUCUUUGGCCAAGUAUGGAAGGGAGAACAGACGUAUGCAUGAGAAAACACAAGUGCAUGUCAAUAUUGUUGGUGGGGGCAGUAAUAAGUCCCGGAAACUAUCUUAUGCUAAUGUUAUGAAGGUUGAUACUGUUAAGUCGAAUAAGGCUGGGAUUUUACUUAAUCUUGAGGGUAAGGAUAUUGUUAAUGAUCUGGCUUUGAAACCAUCAGUUUUCUGUCAAGUUAGAAGUGUUAGGUUGAUUCCAAAGUUAUUUCUUUUGCUGAAAGAGGAAGGUUUUCAUGAGAUACAGAUAAAAUAUUUGGGUGGUGAUUGGGUUUAUGUGGAGUUCGAAUCAGAGUUGGUGUGUGCGAAGUUUAAGAAGUCUUCUUCUGUUGGUGCUUAUUUCUCUAACUUUAGGCACGUGGUUAAUGGGUUUAAGGUCUUAGAGAGGGUUGUUUGGAUUGAAAUUCUUGGUUUACCAUGUUGUGCAUGGAAUGAUAGUGCAGUGAAUAAGGUGGCAGGAUUGUGGGGUGAAGUGUGUUUCUUGGAUGAUGAUAAUCAAGCUCCAUUGGCGAUUAAAAGAGUUUGUAUCAAAACAAUGAAACCUUCAUUAAUUCAUGAUAAAUUAUCUCUGGUGGUUCAAGGAAUUACGUAUGAGGUAGUGGUCAGAGAAUUGUCAAAUUGGGAACCGAAUAUUUUAUGUAGUGAAGAAGCUUUAGAUUGUGAUAUCCCGUCUCUCUCGGAUGAUGUGGAAAAGGGUGGUAAUGAUUUUGAUGAUGGUGUUGCUGAAGAGGAAGGAGAAAUGACACCUAGGGGUAAAGUUAAGCCUAUUAAUAUGGAGAAUGAUAAUGCAUUUGGCAUGGAACAAGAUUAUGGGUUCAAACCGGUGCCAGUAGAUGUUCAUGUGACUGAAUCGGCUGAUGGUGAUGCUGUUCCGUUAGGCGAUGAGGUUCGUGUGCCUGAUCCGAUAGAUACUGCUGCUGAUCCGAUUGAUACAGGGAUAGGCCCUACAGUGGAGGUUGUGCAACGGGUGGGUGAGGAGAAUGAUUCGACUGAGUCUCUUUCACAGCCACCUGGGUUCAGGCGUGAUGUCGAGAUGGAACAUGGGAAUAGUAAAAUUAAAUGUAAUUCUGCUAGCUCUCAUGGUUCAUCCAGAUUGUUGAAAAAAUGGGUUCCGGAUGAUAUUGAAGAUAUUUCAGAUAUUGUGAAGCAGUAUUUUGAAAUGGGAAAAUUACUUGGUUAUGAUAUGGAGGGUAACAAAGAUAAGGUGAAACAAAUUUUGGCUAGUAUUGGUGUGAUUUAG
Messenger RNA from Lactuca virosa, 1320 nucleotides. The record is from the annotation of a GenBank genome assembly. Lineage: Eukaryota; Viridiplantae; Streptophyta; Magnoliopsida; Asterales; Asteraceae.